Papilio polytes (common Mormon) is the source of this 2362-nucleotide messenger RNA. RefSeq names its product serine/threonine-protein kinase PLK4 (gene SAK). NCBI's taxonomy places the organism in Eukaryota, Metazoa, Arthropoda, Insecta, Lepidoptera, Papilionidae. Gene Ontology annotation, molecular function: ATP binding; protein kinase activity. The coding region runs from base 91 to 2130 and encodes 679 amino acids. The transcript has a single exon. Gene Ontology annotation, biological process: protein phosphorylation. The record is from RefSeq and is a predicted model, not a curated record.
CAGAAAUAAUGGCAAUCCUUAAGAUAAUGGAUUAUUUUCGAAUAUUCAUAAAAAUAUUCAUACAGGAUAAGAGUAUUUUAUGAAUUUAUAAUGUUUGGAGAGAAAAUUGAAGAUUAUGAAUUAUUAGAGCACUUAGGUAAAGGAGGAUUUGCACAUGUAUAUAGGGCAAGAUGUCGGAAAACAGGAUUGUUUGUUGCUAUCAAAAUGAUAGACAAGGCACUCAUGGCGAGUGCUGGUAUGAUAGGUCGAGUCAGACAAGAGGUUACCAUUCACUCUCGCUUAAAGCACCCUGCUAUACUAGAACUAUAUACAUUUUUUGAAGAUGCACAUUAUGUUUAUUUAAUAUUAGAAUUAGCACAUAAUGGAGAAUUAGCUAAGCACUUUAAAUUAGGAACCCAUGGUCUUUCUGAAAAAGCAGCUGCAGAUAUUUUUAGACAAGUACUAAGUGGAGUUAUGUACCUACAUACUCACAAUAUUAUACAUAGAGACUUGUCAUUGAAUAAUUUAUUAUUGACUAAAGAUUUGAAUGUAAAAAUUGCUGAUUUUGGUUUAGCAACACAGUUAAAUGGACCAGAUGAAAAACAUGUCACAAUGUGUGGCACACCAAAUUAUAUAUCUCCCGAGGUAGCUUCCAGGGAGUUUCAUGGAUUACCUGCUGAUGUUUGGGGACUAGGGUGUAUGUUAUAUACCUUGUUAGUGGGGAAACCACCAUUCCAUACUCAACAUGUUAAAACCACCCUUAAUAAAGUUAUUAAUGCUGAUUAUAGAAUACCUAGUGAGUUAUCUGUGCAGGCACAAGACUUGUUACAGAAACUUCUGUGUAAGGAUCCAACUAAAAGAAUAACACUAAAAGGAAUUAUGGAGCAUCCUUUUCUCAAUAAUAUAUUUAAUGGAAUAAAUUUAAACAAACAAGAGUUAUCACGGGACUCGGGAUUUUUAACAACAAUGCAUAGCACACAACAUAGUGCAAAGAUUAGAGCUGAAUCUAAAAAUUCUGAAUAUUUAGGUGUCUAUAAAGGUAAUGAAGAUUUUUUACCAAGGGACUAUUUAGAAAGUAAUCAACAAUAUGAAGUAUUUUCUGGAAGACAAAAUGAAGAAUCUAUAUCUACUUUCAGUAAUAAGUGCAAUAAUAAACAUUGUUCUAAUAGUAAAGGAUCAGUUGAAUUAUAUGAUGGAAGAAAUCUAAUGGGAGAAAAUAAUAUGUUAACUUCAGCAAAAAAAAGUAGUAGUACUUGUAACAGUACUUCAAGCUUAGCUGAAAAUCUCAAAAGAUUAAAUGUUAUGGGUCCUGGACAAAGUAAUUUACAAACUUAUAAUGUAGAAGAAAAUAAAGAAAAUAUGGCAAAACAAUGUGUUGUUAACACUAACUCACUGAGUGUUCCACCACUUUGUUCCGAAAGAUUACCGACAAUUUCGCAUCGUACACGUAAUGCUAUAUUAAAAAUCGAACCCUCAGGGGUCAGUGUAGAAUUUAUUAAAAAAAAAGGAAAAAAUAGAGAAGAAAAAGUUGUUGAAAUAUGCAAAAUAUCUAAAGAUGGUAUGAAGAUAAUAAUUUACUCUGUAGAUAAAGAAAAAGAUGCAAAUUGCUACAUGGAACAUGAUCCCUCUCCUGACGAAGUGUUUUCAUAUCAUAACUUGCCUCAAAAGCAUUGGAAGAAAUAUCUGUAUGCAUCACGUUUUGUUGAUCUGGUAAAGGCUAAAACGCCGAAAAUCACACUCUACUCCUCACAAGCUAAAUGUCAGCUCAUGGAGAACGGAACUGAUAUCGAUUUAUUCUUUUACUCUGGUGAGAAAGCUACAUUUACCUCUACUGAGGGUAUGAAAGUCAUUGACAAAAAUCUAAAAACACAUACUAAUCUAUCAGCUGUUCCAGAGUUGAAAUAUCUCAUUGAGCAUUUUGAGGAAUGUUCCAAUCGCAUGAAAAGAAUACAGUUAGCAUUAUCCAGUAUACCAGAUGAGUGCUUUCCACUAAUCAUUGGCAAAAGACCAGUUAAUUUAACCCCAGCUGCAAGUGUACCAGAAGCUGCAAGUAAAAACUUUACCACACCAGUAUUUAAUAUUGGCUCAUUUCACAGAACAAAUAGCAGAACAACUGGUUUCAGUCAAACAAAAAGCAUAGACUCCUCUUAACCUAAGCUUUAAAUAAUUAUUUUAAUUAUUCUUGAGGAAUGAACUUUAGAAAUGUAGAAAUACGUAAAUUAAAGAACUAUUCUCGUAAAAAGUACUGUUAACUAUCGUUCAUGAUUCAAUUCAAGAAUCUUUUUAAUGUACCAAAAUUUCCAAAACAAUGAACCUCAAUGUAUUUCAUUACAUUAUCCAUUAUUCUAGUAUAUUUUCACAAUAAUAAAUGUUUUAAUCUUUA